AUGCGAAGACAACGCAAACUCAACUCGUUGAGACGGCACUAUAAUGAGUCGAACCUCAAUGGACCUAACAAGGUACAUUGGGCUACCACAGAUCCUAGGACUGUGUCACCACUGUCUUCCGUCUCACGACGCAAAAGUGUCAGGCAUGCUACUACAGGGCAGAGGUCUAGCACCACAGCUCGCACCCCUUCUCCCUCAUCGAAAAGCAGCCAGACACGGAAACCAUCUUUAGGAUUCGACCCUGCACGAGAUGCCUCGAAACUGCCAUCAGGCCUAUGUUCAAAAUGCUUCGAAAUUGCACUCUGGCAUUUCCAAACAGAGAACAUCAAGGUUCAACAUCAUCGCAACUUCGUCGAUCUGGUCAAAUCGGCCAGAAGCUGUGUUCUGUGUCUCAUCUUCGCGAAGCAGGCACCUGUUCCCCCACCAAAUGCGAACUUCACUUACGACGGCACCAAGCAGAUCGUGCUGUCAGCCACAAAUCGAAAGCUGGACCUGGAAGCUGGGAUGCCUGGUUUAGCUCUGGAAGAUCUUAUUGUGCACAUUCCGAUCACAAGAAAAGACGACCAACGCAAUCUGACCUUACCAGUGCAAGCACAACUUGUGGCACCUCACAACAGUCUAGCGGCUAGAUCGGGCGACGUAGUCCGCCGCAGGAGUCACGGUGGGACAAAUGUCGAUUGCGCAGUUGAAUGGCUAGCGGAAUGUGCUCUGAACCACAAGGAAUGUCGUAAGUCUACAGAUCUGAUCGGCAGCCUGAUGUAUGCAGUCCCUCCGAGGUUGCUCGACGUUGGCAUGGACGACAGUUCCACUGUCAAACUCGUCUCUACCGACCACAGCUUCGUCAGCCCAUACGUCGCGUUAACUUACACCCGAGGAGAAUCCAAAAUUGCUAGUACGAAUACUGCAAAUUUUGCUCUGCGACAACGGUCCAUCGGUCCAGAGAAGUUCAACAAGACCUUCAGGCAGGCCAUAUCAAUCACACGUUCGUUAGGCUUCCGCUAUCUCUGGAUCGAGGCAUACUGCAUCCUGAUGGACUCGUCAGAGGAUCGUACGAAACAUGUUCCGAGGAUGGGUAUCAUAUUUCAUAAUGCUGCUUUGACAUUGUCCGCAUCCGUCUCCGCUUCGGCGGACGAAGGUCUGAUACGUUACAAGUCAAAGUCCUUGCCCGAGGUCAAGAUACCAUAUCGCAACAAAGACGGCCUUCCGCUAGGUCAUGUCUUCGCCACAACGUACAAGCCAAGAAAUUUCCACGGCGAUGUGACCAAGGGUGAUCUGAACCAGCGUGCAUGGUGCCUGCAAGCACGCGCACUUUCGAGAAGAAUACUACACUUCGGAUGGGACCAGCUGUUUUGGGAGUGCGAUGCGGGUGUAUGGUGCGAGGAGUCAUCACUCAUGUCACCCUCGAAGUCGUUGAGAGAUCCUCUCGUAGAAUGGCGGGCAAGUCUUGUCAAGUACAAACACGGCAGAGAACCGGAGGAAAUCAGGCGCAUCACGACAGGAAAGACAAGUCGCCCUACCAGUGCCCUUUGUGACGUUCCGAAAAUCUACAUGCUGUGGUACAGCCUGGUCGCACAGUACACUAGCCGGAUCCUGCCACGGGAGAAGGACAAGAGCAGUGGUAUUGCAGGUCUAGCAUACGUGUUUGCAUGUCUAAUAUCUCAAAGACAGACGCAUACUGGUCCAAGCAAGGCCAAGGCAGACACCUACCUUUGCGGUCUGUGGCAGAACGACUUGCCGUUCGGUUUGCUGUGGUCCGCUGGUUCGUUCCACAAGUGGCGCAACAAGUUUGUUAAAUAUCCUUCAUCACCAAGAGCACCAAGCUGGAGCUGGUUCAGCAUUGACGGACCUUUGCAGUGGCCAGAUGGCGUUGUCUUCAGCAGUGGUUCGUUCACAGGAAGGUCGUUCAUGAAACUGCUGCAAGUGGGCACCCACCACGACAAGCGAACCGAUCACCAGUUCUCAACAUUACGAGUGCGGGGCAAGAUAGCCUUGCUGUCGAGAUUGUACGGCUUCCGAUCCGAGGACUCGGAAUGGAAAAGAGCUGCCAGGGAACAAGAUCUUGCAAACCAUGGCAACAGCCACGAAGACGCUGAAGGUCCCAUUGGUCUACCAUGCGCCAUGUUCGAUUCUGCGGAAGUCGCACGAGUAUGGACGCUGCUUCACGGAUCAAACGGAGAUCGUCCCAGUACUGGGUCCUCAAGCGCGGAACACACAACAUCGACACGGUCGCAAGGUUUCUUCAGCCGUAGUGGCAGAUCAGGCACAACAAGACGUGACUUGACUGCGACGCAACCGAACCUCCUCCACGACCAGCAGAAGGACUUUGUCGCUCUCCUAGUCAUACCUGCCGGUUGCUCUCAAGCCGAUUGCCAAGAUCACAGCUUUGACAGCGCCAGGCUAUCUGGCACACUGCCACUUCCAGCAGAUACUGCAUUCCGGGCAAAGAAUAAUUGUGGACAGGGACUUGCAUAUGCUUUGAUUUUGUAUCCUAGUUCAAUGGGUGAAGGCCUAUUUCGGCGUGUGGGUAUUGCGCAGGUGCGGAUUGCUGAUUUUGCGACAGUUGAGCGGAGAAGAGACCGGGAAAUUGUGAUUGUAUGA
Molecule: messenger RNA, 2598 nt
Organism: Lithohypha guttulata
Lineage: Eukaryota; Fungi; Ascomycota; Eurotiomycetes; Chaetothyriales; Trichomeriaceae
Exons: 1
Coding region: 1-2598 (865 amino acids)
Source: RefSeq, a predicted model, not a curated record